Messenger RNA from Sesamum indicum (sesame), 1468 nucleotides. Its product is annotated as protein BPS1, chloroplastic. Gene Ontology annotation, biological process: root development; shoot system development. The record is from RefSeq and is a predicted model, not a curated record. NCBI's taxonomy places the organism in Eukaryota, Viridiplantae, Streptophyta, Magnoliopsida, Lamiales, Pedaliaceae.
CCCGAAAGAUAAAAACAUCCAGUCUCAUCACACCACGUGUCCCGCCACUUCCAUCAUCCAUCCUGCGAAAGUGAAACAUUCAAUUCAACGGCCAUUUUAUCAUUUCAUUUCCCACAGCCUUUCAUUUUUGCCCAACACUUUUUGUACCUAACUUCACCACUUCUCUACGCGACUCCGGUACUGUUUCAGUUACUGCACUAAAAUGAGUCGUCCACAAGAACCACACAGGCCUUUCCUCUCAUUUGGAAAUCCAUUCCGAAUGAUAUCACCGAAGGGUUCGUACCUGUCUCCAAAGCUUCUUGCUUUGUUGAAUACUUUUGAGGAGACAUUAGCAGGUAGGAUUAAAAAGCUUAAGCCAGAAGGCAGGGAAGAUGUCCUUCGGUUAUCAUGGAUGAGAUUUGCAAUGGAGACACUGUGUGGAAUUCAUACUGACAUAAAAUCUCUAAUUACAGCCCUUGAACUCCCUGUCUGUGAUUGGGAUGAGAAAUGGAUUGAUGUUUAUUUGGACAAUAGUGUGAAGUUGCUUGAUAUCUGCAUUGCUUUCAGCUCUGAGAUUUCUCGGCUGAAACAGGGCCACCUCUUUCUUCAAUGUGUUUUGCACAAUCUAGGUGGUGCCUCCUCAAAGCAGUUUGUGCGUGCACGUUCAUCACUGGAUGGAUGGAGGCAACAUAUCGCUUCGAAGAAUCCACGACUUGAUAACUGCUUCUGUGUCAUGGAUGGUCUUGUCCAAACGCUGGACCUACCAAAAAUCAAGAACUCUUCUAAGGGAAAGGUUUUGAUGCGAGCGAUGUAUGGAGUUAAGGUGGUCACUCUUUUGGUAUGCAGCAUAUUUGCUGCAACAUUCUCUGGUUCCGCAAAAAGGUUGAUAGACCUAAAGGUUCCUGAGACAUACUUGUGGGCUGAGGCUUUUGCUGAUCUUCAAACUUUUGUAAAUACUGAAAGUAGAAGCAUAUGUUCAAGUGGUAGUGUCACGGUAUUGAAAGAGCUAGAAGCUGUUGAUUCAGGGGUCAAGAAAUUAUACCCCAUCGUGCAAGACGGGGCAGACCCUGUUGAAGCUGAAGUAUUGCAAGACUCGACAUCAGAUUUAGGAGAAUCGUCAGAAAAACUUUCUCAAGGACUGGAUCUGCUUGCAAAGGAGGUGGACAGGUUCUUCCAAAUUGUUCUAACCGGACGUGAUGCUUUGCUCUGUAACCUUAGGAUUGGUGGUAAUAUCUCUGACCAAGUGCGAGCUAACAAAAAUGUAGAAGGCCCUACGGUUAGGUGAAAUGAUAGAUAAAUCAAGCUCCUGUGUACACAAGUGUGUAUCUUUUUUGUAUUCUGUUUCCCGUUUGAAUAUAUAGUAAGGAUGUGUGGCUCUAGAUGCAGUAGAUCUUGUGAGUUGCGCUAUGUCAAUGUUAACGUAAUGGAUGAAUGUUUGAACUCUUAUGUAGUGUUAAUGCAAAUAUAAAUAUAGCUAAAGUUUGCUGCA